AUGUCUUGCCAAUCUUGUCACGCUAGCUCUGUCUGGGAUUCAAAAAACCACAGCUCCUGUUCAGAAGUUUGGCCUCAAAAUGUAGGCCAGUCAAAUCCAGACAACACUGUUUGCUGUCCUGUAGGCAUUGGAAUAUGUUAUGGACGAGCAGGAGGCUUCAGCAGUAGGAGUGUCGGCUCCUGUGGACCAAGACUUGCCAACAGCCUCCCUGCAAACGGGCAUCACAGCGGUGUCGGCAUUGCAUAUAGCUGCUGUGGCGCUGAAUAUAGCUACAGGAAUGCUGGACCCGUUGCUCCUGGUACACUGCGCAUAGCGCCUGUGUCUUGCAAUGAGUCGCUGCUGCAACCUCUCAACCUGCACCUUGACAGCACAGCCUUAGCGGUGAAGUGCCAGGCGAAGAAUGAGCUUCAGACCCUCAAUAGCAAACUGGCCACUUUCAUUGACAAGGUCCGAUUACUGGAGCAACACAAUCUGAUGCUGAAGACCAAGUGGGACUUCGUAAAAGAAAAGAAACGUUGCAAAAGUAACAUGGAGCCCCUCUUCAAUGAGCACAUCAACUUGCUGAAGAAAGAGAUGGAAUGUCUCGAAUUGGAGAGGGACAAGCUGAAGGCUGAACGUAAUUCUUUAGAACAAGUUUUGGAGGGCCAUAAAAAGAGGUAUGAAGAAGAAUGCAAUAAACGAACGUCUACAGAGAAUGAGUUUGUAUUACUUAAAAAGGAUUUGGAUUGUGCCUUUACACACAAAGCAGAUCUGGAAGCUAAAGUGGAAAGUCACGUGAAACAAAUCAACUUCUUGAGACGUAUCUAUGGACAGGAAAUUUGUGAGCUCCAGGAUUCUAUUUCCAACACAUGCGUCAUGGUGCAAAUGAACAACAGUCGAGGCUUAGACAUGGGUCACACCAUUGAGGAGUUCCAGCAUCAAUAUGAGGGCAUUGUGUUCAAAGGCCGAGCUGAGGCUGAGGCUUGGUUCCAGUGCAAGUAUCAAGCGCUCAAGACAAUGGCAGCCAAACACUGUGAUGAUCUGCAUCAUGUCAAAGAAGAACUUCAGGCUAUGACUCGUGUUGCUCACACGCUGGAGUCAGAAAUUGCAAAUAUUAAAUCUCAGCGUUGCAAACUGGAAGAGGAGGUGGCCUCAGCUGAGGAGCGUGGGGCGAUGGCGGUGAAAGAUGCCAAGUGCAAACUGGCUGACCUGGAGGAGGCCCUGCACAAGGCCAAGCAGGAUAUGGCCUGCCAACUGCGGGAGUACCAGGACCUGAUGAAUGUCAAGAUGGCCCUGGAUAUUGAGAUUGCCACAUACAGGAAACUGCUGGAAGGAGAGGAAUGCAGGUUGAAGGAAGGCAAGUGUGCGGUGAACAUCUGUGUCCGGAGAAGUGAGGGGGCUAUAGUUUGUGAUGGUGCCUCCCACAAAGUACCUGCCUACCCUUCUCCAUGUGGAAGCAGCCACAGAGAUACAGGGACUGAUGGAAACUCUAGAGCCACUUGUGGUGGAAGCCCUGCCAUGAAGAGCGCAAAGAGCAUCCAUCAGGACAUCAGGAGCUCCUCUCAUCCAGACAAACAUGAUGUUCAACAUGGUUUCAGUGGUGGAAGUACUCAUACCACCACACUGCGCUUCGUGUCCUCUGCUUACUCAUGUGGCCCUCCAUGUUGA
This is a messenger RNA of Eublepharis macularius, 1647 nucleotides long. Its product is annotated as keratin, type II cuticular Hb5-like. The transcript has 9 exons. Gene Ontology annotation, biological process: intermediate filament organization; keratinization. Gene Ontology annotation, cellular component: keratin filament. Lineage: Eukaryota; Metazoa; Chordata; Lepidosauria; Squamata; Eublepharidae. The record is from RefSeq and is a predicted model, not a curated record. The coding region runs from base 1 to 1647 and encodes 548 amino acids. Gene Ontology annotation, molecular function: structural constituent of skin epidermis.